AAGGGACUUGGUUGAAACUUCUCUCUCCUCUCUCUCUCUCUCUCUCUCUCUCUCUUUUUCUUUUUCUUUUUCUUUUUUGGAUUUUUUCUUUUCACGGGAAUCUCUGCUGGAUUCAGAAGAGGAGGAGGAAGAAGACCAUGGAGUUUGAUGAUAAUGGUGGCAAUCACAAGCCCCUUUGGAAUUUGCUGCUUCCUCUGCUACCAACUGUUACAUUGAUUAUCCAGUGAAAUGAGAUGUGGGAAUGGCGAGGAGAAGAGUAUGAUUUGCAGAGAGUAUCACUGAAUGAUGUUUCUCACUGCUUGUGGGGUGAUGUGAAUCAAAACGGCUUUUUGUACAUGCUUGAUGAACAAACUCCAAUAAAGGAUUGCACGGAAUUAAGUUGCCAAGUUUCUGAUAUAGGAGAUUACAGCGACAAAGGGUUGGAGGAAUGUUUGGAUUCUUCGCAAAUCAAAAGAAGACGCAUGCUGCAAUUUACUUCUGAAGGCAAUGAGGUGGCUGAAUGCUCAAUGAUGGAAGAUGGGAUUUCAGGAAAUUUUCAUUGGGAUUCACAAUGGAAUUUCGAGUUUUCAGAUGAUCAGUGUGCCUUAAAUUGUGAUGGGUUGGAUCAAUCGUCAGAAGGAUGGUUAGUUGAUUGCUUAAAUGAAAGCAAGGAGAAUAGCGGCUCCAAAGAAAUGUCUAGGAAUAAUUCUAUGGCUUCUACUGACCAUCCUGAUGUUUCUGAGUUGUACAAUAUUUCACCUGAAACGGGAGCUAAUGUAGUCGAAGACCGCUCUAUUCCUGCUCAACUGAAGAUUCUUACGGGUAGCGAGUCUGUCAUCGAUCCUCCUACAAAGUUUGCUACUUCAGUUGCUUAUCCUUUUGCCCUUAUUAAACCGUGUGGAGCUCACGGGGAUCUAACUUUGCACGACAUAAAUGAACGGAUUCACGCUAAGCCCAUGUCCAAAAUAAAGCAUAAAAAGGAUGAGGAUUCAAUUGCAUACUCCACUUCAGCCUUUUCUGGCAAACCUGUGGUAGUGAAAACAAAGAUCCGCACUGAAGGCGGAAAAGGCAGCAUUACAAUCACAAGAACAAGAGGUUGAAUGGACUAAGUUUUCUGCAGAUUUGUUUUGGUGUGUUUAAUUCCUCUCUCAUGCUUUUUUUUCUCCUCCUCUUGUCCUUUGUUUUUUUUUUUUUUUUGUACAAUUACUUUUAUCUAAGGUAGUUUGAAAUACUUGGAUGUUUCAGAGGGAUCAUUGUGUGGUAUUGGAUCCUGCCCUUUAUACUUGUUGAAUCCUUUUUCGGUUUAGUUCCUGUAUUAUGUAGUUGCUGAUUGUGAUGCUUUUGGUGGUUGCAGAAAUUUAAAUUUUCCUUUAAUUUUC
Messenger RNA from Ananas comosus (pineapple), 1358 nucleotides. Its product is annotated as protein XRI1-like. Gene Ontology annotation, biological process: male meiotic nuclear division; female meiotic nuclear division. Bases 234 to 1079 code for a protein of 281 amino acids. NCBI's taxonomy places the organism in Eukaryota, Viridiplantae, Streptophyta, Magnoliopsida, Poales, Bromeliaceae. The record is from RefSeq and is a predicted model, not a curated record. The transcript is spliced from 10 exons.